Striga hermonthica is the source of this 921-nucleotide messenger RNA. Lineage: Eukaryota; Viridiplantae; Streptophyta; Magnoliopsida; Lamiales; Orobanchaceae. The record is from the annotation of a GenBank genome assembly.
AUGAGCGAAUCGAAUUCACAACCGAUCAAAUACUCCGUCCACAAAACCGUCACCACCAAGCACAUCUUCCCGCCGCCGCAGAAUACCGGCCUGUGCGCCGGCAAGAUCGUCAGGAUAUCCAUCACCGACGGCGACGCCACGGAGUCCUCCGGCGACGAAUGCGGCUACGCCAACUGCCGCCGCGUGCGGAAGCACGUGAACGAGAUCAGGGUGGAGGCCGAGAGGCCGCCGCCUACGGCGGCGGCAUCUCCCGCCACCAGGAGAGGCGGCCAGGAGAAGAGCGCCGCCGCCGCCGCGAAGAAGAAGCCGUCUCCUCCGGCGGCGGUGGCCGAGGGUGGAGAGAAAAAGUACCGCGGCGUGCGUCGGCGGCCGUGGGGGCGGUACUCGGCGGAGAUACGAGACCCGGCGCUCCGGGCGAGGGUCUGGCUGGGGACCUUCGCGACUGCGGAGGAGGCCGCCGUCGUCUACGACAGGGAGGCGAUCCGGAUACGAGGGCCGGACGCCACCACCAACAUCAUCCGGCCGCCGCCCAGGGCGGCGGCCAACUCCGGCGAGGAGGAAUCGUUGGAGAAUCUGUCAUCCCCGACCUCCGUCCUUAAAUCGCGGUACCUGAAAACAGCCAAAUCCGGGGAGGAGGAGGAGGAUCAGAAGGGCGGGGUGGUUGAAGAUCCGCCGCCACCGGAGCUUGUGAUGGACGACUGUCUGCCGUUGGAUCAGUGCUUCCUAAAGAACUACUUUGAUUUUCGGUCGCCGUCGCCGUUGAUCUACGACGACGAGGUGAGGGUGCCGGAGACGGUGUUGGAGGAUGUUAUUUUGGACGGUCUGGAUUUCGAGUUGGGUCACGAAUUCGGGUCGCUGACGUGGGAUGUCAAUGAAUUUCUUGAAGAUCAAAUUUUGGUUGGUCGAGAUUUUACCAAAUAA